CUCAGCUCGAGUUCGCGCUUGAGGUGCUCGACUCGUGCCAUCACAACAAGGAACUCUUGUCAAGCGGACCGAAAGAAAACAGAAGAGAAGCGCCCGCCCGCCCGCCCGCCGCGGCGCCGAAACAUGGCUCUGCUGGCCACGCUACGGAAGGAAUGGUUCAUCAUUGGAAUCGUGCUGGUCAUCUUGUCGGCAAAAGCGCAGCCCGGUUUUGGUGCGAAAGGAGGUGGACGCGCCGAACGCUGUUAGACGUCGCUUGCUUUCAAAGUCGAGCCGUUUCCACGGUUACCCAUUUCCUCUGCUCUGACUCAGGACCGCUGAAGCCGGAGAUCACCGUCUCGUAUUUGGCCGUCUCGCUCAUCUUCUUCAACAGCGGCCUCUCGCUGAAAACGGAGGAGUUGACCAGCGCCGUACUUCACAUCCGCCUUCACCUCUUCGUUCAGUCCUUCACGCUGGUCUUCUUCCCGCUGACGGUUUGGUUGCUGGUCAGGGUGCUGGCGCUGACCGCCGUCGACCAAUGGCUGCUUAAAGGGUUACAGACGGUGAGCUGCAUGCCGCCUCCGGUCUCCUCGGCCGUCAUUCUCACCAAAGCCGUCGGCGGUAACGAGGCGGCCGCCAUCUUCAACUCUGCGUUCGGGAGCUUCCUGGGGAUCGCGGUGACGCCUACGCUGCUGCUGCUCUUUCUGGGUUCCUCGUCCUCCGUGGCCGUGGGCUCCAUCUUCUCUCAGCUCUUGGCGACGGUGGCGGCGCCGCUCGUCGCCGGUCAGGUUUGCCGCCGCUUCCUGAAGGAAUGUCUGGAGCGUAGGAAGCUUCCGUUCGGAGCCGUCAGCAGCGCCGUCCUCCUCGUGAUCAUCUACGGCACCUUCUGCGACACUUUCAGUAAUCCCGGCACGGAGCUGGACUCCGCCAGCCUGCUGGCGGUCGUCCUUAUCAUUUUCUCCAUUCAGCUCACUUUUAUGCUGCUCACCUUUGGAUUUUCUAGCAGGGCCGGCUCGGGAUUCAGCCCCGCCGACACGGUGGCCAUCGUGUUCUGCUCCACGCACAAGUCGCUAACGCUAGGUAUCCCCAUGCUGAAGAUCGUGUUGGCCGGCGACGAGCGCCUGUCGCUCAUCUCCGUCCCCCUGCUCAUCUACCACCCGGCCCAGAUCCUCCUGGGUUCCCUGCUGGUGCCGACCAUCCGCCGCUGGAUGACCGCUCGCCAAAAGUUGCUGAAAAUGUCCAGCCAGCAGCCGGUCUGAUGACAAGCGAGUACGUGCCUUACGGUCACCAAUCGACCGACCGACCGACCGACCGGGACCUCGGAAGGAGGCGGCGAGCGCCGCGUUUUGGCGCUGCGUAGUUGCAAAAAAUUCCCCAAACAUUUAGCUUCUAUGUUUAAUAGAAGCAAAGGUAUGUUUUAGAUUUGAUAAAGGACACAUGGUGGUGCUGGGACCAUUUAUUAGCAUUUUUUUGAAAGACUCUUUUCUACUCGCUAUUCCAGUUUCCACUGAUGGAAUAUUUGUUACAAUAGUCUACAUUUUGAUGCUGUUUGUGAUACAACGAGAAGCCUUUAAUGUGUACUCUAAGUGACGACGACGACGCACCCUAAACGCCGAGGUCUACAAUAAGCGCUCUUUUUCUGAAGCCGUGAAUGUUUACAUUGCAUUUCCCCCAACUAGAACCAAAGCAUUUCUAUUUUGAGCGGCAAUCUGCCGCUGCCGCCACUUUGUAUUUUGGAAAGGAAAACUUUUUCUUCCACAAAAGGAAAUAAAUGAGUAUCCAAACCGUCAGUCUCCAGGCGAUGCUAGUAUGUCGUACUCUGCGAGAAGUACCAGGCUGUUCUCUCGGAUCCGGCGGACCCGGACCAAAUCGCCGCACUCUUGAAGGCGGACGGUCCCUCGCUCGCUCCUCCCGUAAUGUCGCUCCCGGUCGUUCAGCGUCACCUCGGUGCGUCUCCCGCAGGACUGCCCGUACACGUAGCGCACGCCGACCACCAGCGCCAUCCCUAGGCCGGCGGAGCAUCCCAGCAGCAUUCCCAGCUCCCG
This is a messenger RNA of Corythoichthys intestinalis (scribbled pipefish), 2021 nucleotides long. RefSeq names its product solute carrier family 10 member 7 (gene slc10a7). The record is from RefSeq and is a predicted model, not a curated record. Gene Ontology annotation, cellular component: plasma membrane. The coding region runs from base 153 to 1235 and encodes 360 amino acids. The transcript has 12 exons. Lineage: Eukaryota; Metazoa; Chordata; Actinopteri; Syngnathiformes; Syngnathidae.